Messenger RNA from Pantherophis guttatus, 1471 nucleotides. It is a transcript of the gene ETNK2, whose product is annotated as ethanolamine kinase 2. Gene Ontology annotation, cellular component: cytoplasm. The record is from RefSeq and is a predicted model, not a curated record. NCBI's taxonomy places the organism in Eukaryota, Metazoa, Chordata, Lepidosauria, Squamata, Colubridae. Gene Ontology annotation, molecular function: ethanolamine kinase activity. Gene Ontology annotation, biological process: phosphatidylethanolamine biosynthetic process.
AGCCCCUUCCCAUCUCCUCCACAUGGGCUACCUCGCAAGUCUCCCGUUGCUGAGGGGGGUGGAGUUGCUGGGUGGGAAAGGCUGCUCUUCCGUUUCCCUAACUCUGCCUUGCACCUGAAGCCCAGCCGCGUGGUGGUUGAGCUGCCGAUGGGGCAUGGAGGGAGCGGAGGAGGAGGAGGAGGAGAGCGCGCGCGUCUUCUCAGCCGUCCGGCGCGUCAGCAUUGCAGUGGAUGAGACUAACGUCCUGCCGGGGGCUCUGCAGCUGAUCCGAACGCUCAGACCACAAUGGGAGACGGAGCGAGUUAAAACCAAGCUCUUCACUGAAGGCAUCACCAACAAGCUAAUGGCUUGUUUCACAGAUGAGAAUAUGAGAGAUGCAGUCCUAGUGCGGGUCUAUGGCAGGAAAACAGAACUUAUUGUGGAUCGAGCCAAUGAGCUGAGAAAUUUCCAAGUCCUUCAGGACAACGGCUGUGCCCCCAACCUCUUCUGCACUUUUGAGAAUGGAUACUGCUAUGAAUUCAUGUCAGGGAAAGCUCUGGGACCAGAACAUAUCCGUGAGCCAAGUAUGUUCAGGCUAGUAGCCCAGGAGAUGGCCAAAAUGCACAGGAUUCACACCAAUGGGAGUCUCCCCAAGCCUUGUCUUUGGCACAGAUUGUACAAGUACCUUAAUAUUGUGAAAACUGAGUUUGACAAAAAGGCAUCAAAAGCCAGCUUCCUUCAGGAAAUGCAGAUUCCUAGCCUAGAGGUGUUAGAAGAAGAGAUUCAUUGGAUGAAAGAACAUCUCUCCCAGCUUCAGUCUCCAAUCGUCUUCUGCCACAAUGACCUUUUGAGCAAGAACAUCAUCUACAACAAAGCCGAAGGUCAUGUCCGGUUCAUAGAUUAUGAAUAUACUGGCUACAAUUAUCAAGCAUAUGACAUUGGGAAUCAUUUUAAUGAAUUUGCAGGGCUCAAUGAAGUCGAUUACAGCUUAUAUCCAUGCAAGGAAGUCCAGUUGCAGUGGCUGAGGUACUACCUGCAGUCUUACAAGAAACUAAGCCCAGAGGACCAGGGAGAAGGAAACAAAAGCAGAGGAGGUAGUGGAGCAGUGUCUGAAGAAGAACUGGAGAGUCUCUAUGUGCAAGUGAACCAGUUUGCUUUGGCUUCCCAUUUUCUGUGGGCUUGCUGGGGCCUGAUCCAAGCCCAAUUCUCUACAAUAGACUUUAAUUUUGCCAGGUACGCAGACAUAAGAUUUAAGCAGUACUUUAAAACAAAACCUGUGGUGACUUCCCUUCAAAUGUCCAAGUGAGGUUGAAGUCCAAAGAGUCUUCUGGUUCUCAAGAUUCCACUCUUAUUUUCUCUGGUGCAGAGCACCUGCCACCCUCUCCUCCUGCAGUGCUGAGUGGUCAGACAUCAUGAAACAGGGCUGGGAAAGAAAAACACACCUUCCACAAAGCCAAAAAAUUCAACAAAGCCCCUGAACUUGGCUGCCGCA